Messenger RNA from Racocetra fulgida, 198 nucleotides. NCBI's taxonomy places the organism in Eukaryota, Fungi, Glomeromycota, Glomeromycetes, Diversisporales, Gigasporaceae. The record is from the annotation of a GenBank genome assembly.
GUAGUUCCACUCCACAAAAUUGCUGUAAUUCAUGUGCUGCAGAUCCGAAUUGUCUUGGAUGGGCUAUUAAUAAAGAUAAUACACAGUGUUUUCAUUGCAUGGGCGAUGUAGAUACCUUUUGUUCAAGUAACAAAGUUGAUCCAAGACUUGUUGCUGGAGAUGGUGCAGAAGGUGGUUCUAUUCGUUGUAGUGAUGGCA